This is a messenger RNA of Penicillium paradoxum, 804 nucleotides long. Its product is annotated as pyridoxamine 5'-phosphate oxidase family protein. The coding region runs from base 1 to 804 and encodes 267 amino acids. Lineage: Eukaryota; Fungi; Ascomycota; Eurotiomycetes; Eurotiales; Aspergillaceae. The record is from RefSeq and is a predicted model, not a curated record. The transcript is spliced from 2 exons.
AUGGGACGAACUCUGGCCUACCCCAAGCGGGUUUCCAACACCGCCAACCGGUACAAGCACCGAGCCACAUAUGAUCUGGGUCCGAUCCAUUCAAUCAUCAAUGACUCCCAGGUCCUCCAUGUCUCAUUCAACCCGGGACCAGAAGACCCAUUUCCUGCCAUUCUACCAAUGAUUGGGCAAAUGGGCUCAUUCGAGUUUCCCUCUGCGGGCAUCGAUGAGCCUCUAGAGUGUUAUCUCCACGGCUACGUCAGCUCACGAAUUAUGAACCUAGCUCGCAACUGCGGCGAAGGCGAGGGACUUCCCAUCUGCAUCGCAACGAGCAAAGUAGACGGUUUGAUCCUGUCACUCACACCCAACUCGCACAGUUAUAACUAUCGCUCUGCCAUCCUGCAUGGCUAUGCAAAUCUCGUCACAGACGAAGCAGAAAAGCUGUGGGCCAUGAAAAUGAUCACAGAUUCAGUUCUCGCGGACCGCUGGGAUCAUUCACGUGUUCCACCGGACCGUGCGGAGAUGCAGUCGACUGUCAUUCUUAAGGUCAAGAUUGUGGAUGGCAGCGGCAAGAUUCGUGAUGGUGGUGUUUCGGAUGAGCGUAAGGACUCGGGCAACGAGCAAGUUACUGGUAGUGUCUGGACUGGCGUUGUUCCGGUCUGGGAAACCUUUGGAACGCCUGUUCCAAGUGGUGAUAGUAAGGUUGCUGAUGUACCCGAUUAUAUCAAUUCUUACAUUGCUCGUAAGAACAUCCAGAACAAAGCUUUGGCGGAGAAUGCAGUGAACAUCAAACUACCACCCGAGGAGCAGCACUGA